Molecule: messenger RNA, 1527 nt
Organism: Peniophora sp. CBMAI 1063
Lineage: Eukaryota; Fungi; Basidiomycota; Agaricomycetes; Russulales; Peniophoraceae
Source: the annotation of a GenBank genome assembly
AUGGCUGCCACUCACUACCUUCCACCUGUGCUGCUGGGUACUGUCGUGGCGCUUUACUAUCCGUCGGGCGAGGUUCUCUGGACUAUCGGGAAAGUGCUUCUGCUACUCGUGCUGUUGCAAAGCAUCUCCGAAGAAAAAGCAGCAGAACAAGACAAGAUCGCGAGCGCCGAGAGCAUCACCACCGAGCCCGUUUUGAGUUUACUUGACGAGAAACGGCAUGGUGCAGUGCAACAUCACAUUCACGCGCAACAUAAUUUCGCUUCAUUCAUCUCUGCUAUCUCUGCUGUUCCUACAUUGAAUCCGCUUAGCCCGGAGAAACCCUUCGGUGCACUGUAUUUCAUCACCAACAGUCUCGACGAGAACUUUGUCGUAGCCGCCCAAAUCGGAGAGGACGGUAUCGCGAGCGAUGUCAAGGCUAUCUCGGCUAACGGUGUUGGUGCGCAAGGUCAGCCCGCCAAACCCGGCGCACUGUUCUCGCAGGGCCCGGUCCAGGUCAAUCAGGCGACGAAUAGGCUUGCAUUCGUCAACGCGGGCUCGAACACUGUACAGCUGUUUGACAUCAAUCCCAAGAUGCCAACAAACAUCACGGCUAUCGGUAAACCUGUUCCCUCUGGUGGCGACUUUCCACAAUCGAUUGCGUGGAACAAUGCCGGCGACAAGAUGUGCGUACUCAAUGGUGGGCUGAAGUCCAAUGUUCAAUGCUUCCUAGUCGAUAGCAAAGACCAGGGCGGAAUCAUCGCCGUCGCCAAAGGCCUUCCUACAGACCUCGAGAAUAGCCCAGGAUACAUCCGCGUCUGGUUGCUCGCCGAUAACGGCACCAUCGCGGAGACACCCUUCCAGGUCAACAGCACUGAUACGGCUGGCUCCUUGAUCUUCAGCUUGAGCCAGAAGGCUGGAAGUCUCGUCUACGUUGGCGCCGAUGCCACGAACGGGGGAGUCGUCAUCGAUCUGACGGCUGGUCCCGGGGGUGCAGUCUUCAAACCCAUUGACCUCCCGAACAACAAGGGUAACUGUUGGUCCGUCCACGCGCCCAAGACCGGAUCGUUCUUCAUCUCCGACUUGUUGAGUGACAAGAUCAACGAGGUUACGCUCGACAAGAACAAUAACGCCACGCUCGUUCGUCAGUACGACGUUCCCGGCUUGGGACCUAAUGAAGCCGUCGUGGCCGAGAUCCAGGGUCAGGAGUUCAUGUACAUGCUCAUGGAAGGGGCGGAAUCUAUUGGCGUCUGGCGUCUUGAUGGUCCUGGGAAGGCUGUCUUGACACAGUUAUGGGACGUCGCGGUUCCCGUCGAGUUCACAGGUGUUACUGUUGACGAGCUGCUCAUCUCGGGGAUUCACUUCUGUAACCAAGACCACUGGGAUGCCGAUGUCAGGCGAACACAAGUUGGCGUGUCGGGCUUCAAGCAGUCGCCGCCGCGUGGCCAAGUGAUGGCCAAGUGGUGGUCAAGUGAUGGCCAACUACAAGGGUCUGAGGCCAGUAGUGUUCGAGAACUACUUGAACCCUCUCUCCGCGUAUGGAGGGCUUAG